Molecule: messenger RNA, 1920 nt
Organism: Penicillium mononematosum
Lineage: Eukaryota; Fungi; Ascomycota; Eurotiomycetes; Eurotiales; Aspergillaceae
Exons: 3
Coding region: 1-1920 (639 amino acids)
Source: RefSeq, a predicted model, not a curated record
AUGAACCCAGAUCCAAACGGACAUGGGUAUUCGCCAACCCCUCCAUAUCCAUCCUACAACGAACCAGCCUACUUGAAUAUGCCGCAGCCACAGGUGCCGCGGACUGGCUCGCCGGCCCCAAAUCCAAUCCCAGAAGCAUACAACUACCCGGAACCCCAGCGCUCCUCCCCAAACAUGAACACUGGGCACAUAAACAACGCAGUGAGCUCUGCAUUCCACAAUAGUGGCUCCACAGACUAUCUCUCCCCAGAAGUUCUAUCGCAAAUCACAGCAACAGUGAUCCAACAACUCAAGACAACUGGGUUAGACAACCUACAAGGAUCUGGUGCGCCCCCGCCCCGCUCGCAAUCACAGCAGCCACCAUGGCAAACGGACAGUUCAUUGCGGCCGCAUGCAGAGUCCCCGCAGCGAAGCAGCUCAAUCCCCCCGCCCAGUUCCACCUCCGACAACAUCCAUGCUGGGAAUUUCCAGCCACAUGUCCCCUCCGGUUACACUAGUGAUAGUCGCCUGAGCCCCAAACCAACAAGCGAUCCCCUUGCGAAUAGACGUGGCUCUGUAUCGAGUGAGAAUAGUGAUCGGAGUCAUCAUAGCCACCAUAAGCCGGAGCGUCCGAAACCUCCGGACCGGGACGCUACCAUUAUGGAGAUGACUACUUUGGAGCGGAUUUGGGGGAAAUUGUUUGAGGAUGGCAAAGCGACAGAGAGGCUUGGUCAAUUCUUGAGGGGGAUUGCGGUUCAUCUGAUUGAGGACUAUCCACCGGGAAACACUAUUGUCAUUCCCCUCACAAGUUGCAAAAGUUCUAUCGUGAUACUCAUGAUCCGAAUGAUCCUUAUCCAUGGCAAGGUUGACAUCUUUGACGAUCGCACAUCUUCGAUAUCCCGACUUUUCCGCGAAAUCAAAGUUGAACACCAUCUCAUUCAAGACGAUGUAGAGAAACGUCCAGAUAUCCCAGGCCUAACCCCCAAAGGCUUCGAGACAUGGGAAACCUUGAUGAUCCUCGCGAACCCAGGGCGCGAAUACGAGCGGCUCCAAAAAGCAGUCCUCAACAUGCCCAUCAACAACCCAGAUGACAAGAAAGAGCGCUUCCCAAAGGAAAUCCCACGUCGCCUCUUCCCAGAAAUCGGAGACAUCAAAAUCAGAGAAGACAUCGAGGACCGCAUGAUGAUCCACUGCGGCGUCGAUCUACCAUACAUCACCGCUGAAGAACGCAACCAAUCCGGCGCCCGACCGACCCGAUCAUCCACUACAACCGCAUCACCCACAGAGCGAAGCCACUCAUACGAGCGAGGCCGACCGUGUCCCGCAGACUCGAUCCCAAGACCAACUGGACAAUCCCGACCAAGACCCGCCUCGGCGGUCACAGAUGACGAGGAAGAUGAGCCCGCCCCGUCUGUGCCAAUCGAGCGCGAACGCAAGCCCUACACCGCAAAUCCAGGUGGCGGCAAAGUCUACGAUGGAUCCGCCCCGAGCCGCAGCCACGCGGGUUCCUUCUCAACGGCCCGGCCUUCGGACCCUGCCCACAAGGGACCGCCGGGGCCAACUCCAGCACACCGCAUGUCCGAGUCGUAUGACCAGGACCCGUACUACUCACGCUCGGGAUCUGGUCAUUCUGCUGAUAAGCGGUUCUCGCAUGAUCCCCGCAGCUCGUCGCCAAGUGUAAACUACCGCGGUGGUGGUGGUGGUGGUGACUAUAGACAUUCAGAGAGUGAUUUGCAUGGUCGCGACCAUUCGUCUAGAUAUGCGGGGCUGUCGGCGUCUGAUUUGUGGCAUAGUGAGUCACCCACUGCGAAUCUGCCCGAGGAUGAUGGGCGCAGGUAUAAUCAUGGUAGUUGGGGUGGUGAUGAGGAGUAUUAUCGUGGGAGUGCGCAACCUGGGGGGGCUGGGUCUUGGUAUGAUAAGUAUGACAAGUAUUACCGCUGA